AUUAUCAGCCGUGCCCGUUGCUGUGCAUGUAUGCGUGCGUGCGUGCUGCGUUCUGUUGCUUCAUCUUCAGCCGCGAGUUUGUUUCCGAUCGAUUUACCAGAUACAAAGACACAAACCCAAACAAUACCACAAAUAUGCCCGUGCGCUGUACAACAAACUACUUUGGAUGUGGCGAUGUCUAAACCAAAAGCUUUUUCAGAUGUUGGCCUUGAAAAGUAAAAGCUUUUCAAUAGACGUGUCAGCCUCGAGUGGACUCACUGCACAUGCUUACCAUGGCGCCUUUGCUGUGUCUCAUCUUCUCUGUGCUCGGCCUGGCUGUUGUGGGAGGGGUGAAGAACUGCCAUCCCAAAUGUCGAUGUGAAGUGGAGAGCUACGGUCUCUUCGACAGUUUCAGUCUGACCAAGGUGGACUGCAGUGGGAUCGGCCCCGCAGCCGCUCCGGUCCCCAUCCCUCUGGACACCUCCCACCUCGACCUCUCCUUAAACUCCAUCAGCUCCAUCACAGACUCCAUGCUCUCUGGACCAGGUUACACUACCUUGGUUAGCCUGGACCUAAGCAACAAUCUCAUAAGUUACAUCAACCCCAAAGCGUUCCUUAAGCUUCGUUACUUGGAGAGUUUAGAUCUGAGCAAGAACGCUCUUGAGAGUCUCAGCGAUAGCUGCCUCGCUGGUCUGCCUCUGGUUGAGGUGGACCUGAGUGAAAACCGAUUCAAGGACUUCAACUUGGAUCUCUUCACCACCAGGAUACAGGACAUGCCAAUCAUGGUGGACCUAUCCAAAAACCUUCUCACCUCCAUAUCUAGGAAAACACCUAGCCAUCCACUGUACAUCAAGAGUCUGAUGCUCGCAGGAAACAGAUUGAGAACCGUACCAAUGCUGACCGGAGUUCCUCUCCAAUAUCUCAACCUGGAUGGCAAUCUCAUUUCUAGCAUUGACGCAGGAGCAUUCGAAUCACUGACAGAACUCAUUUACCUGUCGCUAAGCGGCUUGCCUGAACUCAAAGUGAUACAAGCAGGUGCUUUUAAGGGCCUGAAGAACCUACAGGUCUUAGAUCUUUCAAGCAACAGCCAACUCAAGUCAUUGGGGUCAGAUGUUUUCAGUGGCCUUGUUUCAUUGCAAGAGCUAAAUUUGUCCAAUACUGCUGUCACCCCUUUGUCCAGGACUGUCCUUACUCAAAUGCCAAGUAUAAAAAGUAUAACUUUAGGGCCAGAUGUGCACUGCUGGAUGACACACAAGCAAGGACAGUUUCAUAGACAGAUAGGACAGGGCAAACACAACGAUAUACUUACCUGUGAUUCUGCAGGUAUGAUCUUAUGAGCCAGAAAAGACAUAAAUGAACUAUUUUUACCUUUGUGCCUUAAUUGUACUAUGCAAGAUUUUAUUUUUUCUACAUUGCAUUGUUCUUGCACAUACUUUUACAUAAGGUCCAAUAUUUUACACGUGUGUUCGUUGCAUUCCAAAACACAAAGUAUAUUUUACAAACCCAUGCACUUUAGAUCCCAGUUCUCUUGUGCUUGUAUUAAUAAGUCACUUUUGAGAUAUUUACUGUGUUGUGAUGUCUUAUGUUCUCAUUUUGGAUUAAGUGGAUUGUAUGUUUGUACUUAAAGAUGUUGCAAACCAAAGUAGCAGUUUCAAAUGAAUGUAUACAUUCAUUUAGUGAUGUAGCACAACUGAUAAUGUGCUCUGUGCUAUGUUCUGGAACAGUACUUUUAAUGAGGUUAAUAUUUUAACAUCUAUCAGUCAAUAUCAAUGUGUGAUUACAAGGGUAUUAAGUUGCAGAAUGAUUUAUAGUGAGCCUUCAUGUCUGGUGAGUAUUUUGGUAUAAGUUUAACUUUAAUUGGCCAGUUUAACAUGCAAUACAUGAACAUUUAGUUUAGCCAUUUGAAUAAACUAAAACAAAACAUUUUGUACCCGAACUGUACUGUAUUUAGUUCACCAGAUACUAGUUUAUCCAUUUGAAUAAACUAAAACAAAACAUUUUGUACCCGAACUGUAUUUAGUUCACAAGAAAAAUUUAUUUUUAAUAUUGAACCAUAAAACGUGAUUUACUAAAUAUGCAACUGGGAAAUAUAAUUUUGUAUCACUUUAUUGUUUCAUCACAGAUGUUCAGAUGACGCUAAAAUUAUGCACUUUUAAUGUUCUUGUGAGGUGAUUUAAAAAGAAUUGAUGGUUGUUCAUGUUGGGAAUGUUUUAUAUUUGUACAAAGUUUUACUCUCUAAAUAAAUAAUUAACUUUA
Messenger RNA from Misgurnus anguillicaudatus (oriental weatherfish), 2235 nucleotides. RefSeq names its product tsukushi small leucine rich proteoglycan homolog (Xenopus laevis) (gene tsku). NCBI's taxonomy places the organism in Eukaryota, Metazoa, Chordata, Actinopteri, Cypriniformes, Cobitidae. The record is from RefSeq and is a predicted model, not a curated record. Gene Ontology annotation, molecular function: protein binding.